CCGGAAACAGCAGGUUGUUGCUGCUGAAACAUCUUUAACGUCUCCGUUUACCAUCUCGGAUGCUAACUCACAACUACGCCGAUAGAAAAAUGGCUUUGACUCAAGAAAGCAUCUUAACGUUUUUACUGGAGCACGGGGGCAAAGUGAAAAACUCGGAGCUCGUGAACAAGUUUAAAGUAGUGAUCAACUCCAGUGAUCCCGCGGUAAAGAAAGAAAACCGGGAUCUGUUCAAACGACUGAUCAACAGCGUCGCCGUGGUUAAGCAGCUCGAUGAUGUGAAGUAUGUGGUCGUGAAGAAAAAAUACCAAGGAUUCGUCAAAGGUGAAACAAUCUCGUUGAGCAACAGUUUGGUUGACAUCAAAUCACAAUGCUUUAGAUCCGAUGAAAUACAGAAUGCUGAUAUAAUCAAUAACAAUUAUAAUUUUCCUACACAAACCGCAAGUCAGUGUUCGUCUCUUAAAAGUGAUCGUUCAGAACAAAUUAAAGCUGAUUCAGUUCAUCAUGGAGGACCAUCUGACUAUAACCUUGCCAAAGUAGUUAACGUUAGUAACGUUGAUGUCAGAAGUGGACAGACUGAGUCUGUUUUCGCUAUUGUGGCCAUAAAAACUUCACCAAAACCUGAGCUGCAUUGUGAUGAAAGGGGAAAAACACAUCACAAAGCACCAGGUAAUGCUAAGGUGAUGCCACCUCAAUGUAUUGCCGAAAGAAGCACAAAACUGAAGGAAACUUCACAUCUAAAGGAUGGUUUUCUGUACAGGUCUACAAGAACCAAACGAAAAGAGCUAGAAGCUCACAGUUCACCUCAAUUGCGAAGGUCUAGCAAAAUAUCCAGAUCAGGUAAUGAAGUUAAAGACACAGAUGUAAUUCCUCUGGGACCUGUUGAACACGAAUGGCUUGUAAAAUCAGCAAAAGGAUGCUGGACUCGGAUCUGUAGCCUCCUGCUUCAACAUCCUCAGCUGGCAGAGAAGCGAAAUUUCAUGUCUGGCUUUACCGUCCUGCACUGGGCUGCUAAAAGUGGAAACUGUGAAAUGGUGUGUAAAGUCAUGGAUGUGACAAGACAGUGUGCCGGAGGAAUCUGUGUUAAUGCCAAGUCUUAUGAUGGGUACACUCCUCUCCACAUUGCUGCCAUUCAUACCCAUGAGGGUGUUUUAUCGUUGCUGGUGUGCAAAUAUGGUGCCAACACUAAUAUAAGGGAUAACAGUGGAAAGAAACCUUACCAUUAUCUGAGUCAAGAUGUGUCUUUUGAAAUUAGAAAGAUGCUCGGAGAUCCUCGAUUCCUGCAUCCGAAUGGUGACUGUCAGUUAGGGGACGACCAGAAUCUCCAAGAGUUUCCAAAAGGAUUUAAGCCCUUGGGUAAACUAUUCCAGCCCCACGCUGGUGGACAUUUAAAGAAACGCAGACGUCGGCCAAGCUUUCGUUUCAUCAGUGACGACCAUUAAGACACAAAAAAAUCACUGCACUUAAUACAAACUGCUUCAAUGACACUAAGAAAUAUCCUGAAAGUUACU
Paramisgurnus dabryanus is the source of this 1508-nucleotide messenger RNA. NCBI's taxonomy places the organism in Eukaryota, Metazoa, Chordata, Actinopteri, Cypriniformes, Cobitidae. The record is from RefSeq and is a predicted model, not a curated record.